Closterium sp. Yama58-4 is the source of this 1404-nucleotide messenger RNA. NCBI's taxonomy places the organism in Eukaryota, Viridiplantae, Streptophyta, Zygnematophyceae, Desmidiales, Closteriaceae. The record is from the annotation of a GenBank genome assembly.
AUGGCAGGUCUCGUCACGGCGUCGUGGUACGCGCCGUCCGAGGCGUUGACCUCGUCAACGGGACCCACGCCGGUCAACGUUGACCUCGUCGCCUCGUCGGACCUCUCUGAUUCGUCCGUCGCUUCGACGAUUUCUACCUCCGGCGACUCUUCCGCUGCUGCCGCUAAAUCCGCGAAACCGGUGCCGGCUGCAGUCCAUGCGCCUCCCGCUCCCCGCGACGCUGCUACGCCCAUUGCCCCGCGCGCGUGCCCUCGGCCGGUCGUGCUGAGCGCGUACGACGGCGUGCUCGACCCCGACCUGUUCGAGGCAACCGGCGAGUUGGGGCGCGGCGGGUUCGGCACAGUGGUGGCGAUGCGGCGAGUGGAGAGCGGCGAGGUGGUGGCGGUGAAGCGCGUGGCGCGCAAGCAGCUGGUGGCGGCGUCGAACGAGGCGAUGCUUUCGGCGUCGCUGAGCGAGUGCCCGGGCGUGCUGGGCGUGCGCGAGGUGCAUCUCGCCGACCACCACGCGUACAUGCUCUCCGAUGUCUGCCACGGCGGCGACCUCCGCGCGCUGCUGCAGCGACGCAAGGCUGCCGCCAGCGACAACGCGGGGGACGCGGAGAGAGGCAAGGGGAGGCGUGUGGUGAAGCACGUGGGCGACGCCGUGGCGUUCUGCCACGAGCGAGGCGUGGUGCACUGCGACAUCAAACCUGAUAACAUCCUCUUCGCCCACCCCACGCCCCUCUCCGCGCCCUCGCCUUUCUCCGCCUCCGCUGCUCCUGCUGCGCCUGCGCGCGCCUCUCCUGCUGCCCCCCGCCUGGCCGCGGGGGCAGUGCGGCUGGCGGACUUUGGGCUGGCGCAGGUGGUGGGGGAGGGGCAGCGCGGGUGCACCAUUCCCGCAGGCACGCCCGGGUACGUGGCGCCUGAGGUGGAGGCUCUCUGCCGCCCUCGCUGCCCGCCCGCCCCGCGCGCCGCCAAGCGCGCCAGAAAAGCAGCGGGGAGAGCGGAGGUAGGAAGCGCAGAGGCAGUGGGGUAUGGGCGCGCAGCUGACGUGUGGUCGCUGGGGGUGACGCUGUACGAAAUGAUUGCGGGCGAGCGACCUUACUCAGGGGAGGCGCCUCAGCAGGGCGAGUGGCGGGCGCCAGUGGAGGGGGCUGCGUGGGAGGGCGUGUCUGAGGAAUGCCGCGCGCUGGUGAGCGGCAUGCUGAGAGUGCGCGUGGAGGAGAGGCUCACCAUGGCGCACGUGUGCAACCACCCCGCCAUGAUCCGCGCCUUCGGGGUAGCGGGGGGAGCAGCGCAGGGAAGAGCACGAGUGGCAGGUGGUGGUGAGCGUGACGGGUGGAGAAGAGGGAGGCGGGGGUUAUUGUCGAGGGAAGGGGGCAGCAGCGGGGGGAAAUGCAGCUGGUGUGGCGUGACGGUGGGGUGA